Molecule: messenger RNA, 246 nt
Organism: Linum tenue
Lineage: Eukaryota; Viridiplantae; Streptophyta; Magnoliopsida; Malpighiales; Linaceae
Source: the annotation of a GenBank genome assembly
GGAUUCGAUUGCUUGUAUAGAAAGGACACAGAGACUUUGGCACAUGGGAAAUGUGUGAGUGUGGAUGUUAUUGACUGCUAUGCUGCCUAUCUGAAUCGGGAGCAAGUGAGAAGAGGGCAACUGAAAAGAUGGGUGUUCUAUUCAGGGCUGGCGCAAAAAGUGCAGGGGAUAGUGAAGAACUCUGGACCACUGCCUAAUUUUUUUGAAGAGACUGAUGAAAUUAUUACAAGUUGCAAGUGGAUACCA